Messenger RNA from Zingiber officinale, 1576 nucleotides. RefSeq names its product VQ motif-containing protein 4-like. Bases 131 to 841 code for a protein of 236 amino acids. The record is from RefSeq and is a predicted model, not a curated record. Lineage: Eukaryota; Viridiplantae; Streptophyta; Magnoliopsida; Zingiberales; Zingiberaceae. The transcript has a single exon.
ACUUCCAUAAAGCGACCACCUCAGAAUCCAUUCCUCUGCACAAGAGCAAGAACAGCAUCUAAAGAGAAGAGGAAGGAGACUCUCCUUUCCUCUGUUUCUUUUGUUCUUAAAAAUUGGAUUUUUAUUUUUAAUGGAGAAAGAGAUCCGAUCUCCGAACUCCUCGCCCUCCAGCAGCAGCAGCAGCAACAAUGGAGUGAGCUCAUCGCCGGCGCCGGCGCCGAUGGUCACUCCGAAAUCGACGCCGAGGUCAGCCGACGCUGCGAAUCCCUACCCUACCACGUUCAUUCAGGCCGACGCCGGAUCCUUCAAGCAGGUCGUCCAGAUGCUGACCGGCUCCUCCGACACGGCCGCCAAGCAGCCGCCGCUUCCGCGGCCCGCCAAGAACGGGAUCUCGUCGGCCGUGAAGGCCACCGGGCCCAAGAAGCCGGCUUUCAAGCUCUACGAGCGCCGCGGCAGCCUCAAGAACCUGAAGAUGAUGAGCCCUAUGAUUCCCAGCUGCUGGAGCCGUGAUUCCCCCCUCGGCGGCUCCGCCGGGUCAUCUCCGCGCAGGCAGCCGACGGAGAUCCUCUCGCCCAGCUUGCUCGACCUGCCCUCUUUGACCCUCAGCCCCAUCUCUCCCUUGAACACGGAUUCCUUCCACCGUUCGCUGCCGCCCAAUUCGCCUUCGGCGUUGGCGAUGUCGGCCGAGGAAAGGGCGAUCGCCGAGAAGGGAUUCUACCUUCACCCUUCGCCGCGGACCACGCCCCGGGAUGCGGAACCGCCGAUGCUGCUGCAGCUUUUCCCGGUGACUUCUCCGCGAGUGCCUUCCGCCUCCGUCGCCGGCUCUUCUUCCUGGAGAUGAGAUGCCCAUUUCCUUGGCAAUUCAAUUUGUACAAUUUGAGCUCCUCUCCAUUGAAUUCUGCAAUUCGAGCUCUGACCUUGAUCCAUCAAAAUCUCAUUUUUAUCGAUCGGAAAUUCUAUUGUUCAUCUGUAUGAAUUAAUUCCAGUGCUUCUCGACAUCAUAGCUUAAGCAAUAAACAACUCUCAAAUUGUCAUUUCCAUCCUGUUUCUUCCACCAAAAUUGAUGUUUUCUUGGAUGGACAACCAGUGGCCGUGACUUUUCUGAUUUCUGCAACAGCGCAGAAUUGCAGACGCCAUGAACAAUGUUGUGAACGAAGAGAAGCAGUGUACCCGUCACUUUGGAGUGUGCCCGUCACUUUGGACAAAUUGCCGACAGCUCUAAGAUUCCCUUCUCAUUCACCACACAGGUUGACUUCGAAGUGAAUGCAAGCUUUCAGUAAUCAGAAAAUCUUCUGUAGAGAUUGAUGAUGCCUCGUACCUGAGUAGCUUUACCAUGUUCAGUUACAUUGCUUCAGUUGAGUUCAUCUGAAUUAGCUUAGCAGGAAGCAUUGAUGCUGUAGAUGUCAUUUGACCUCUCCAUUACCUGUUCUUUCAGCUGAAAAUUGACUUUGCUGAUCUUCUGAAACUGUCAAAGCUGAUAGAUCAGAUCAAAGUUAAGAACACAUAAAAUGCUGUUACUUUCCAUUGGAGAUGAUCACAUACAAACUAACCAAUUGUGGCCCAUUUUCAACAGGGU